Calypte anna (Anna's hummingbird) is the source of this 1527-nucleotide messenger RNA. It is a transcript of the gene SNX24, whose product is annotated as sorting nexin 24. Bases 76 to 588 code for a protein of 170 amino acids. Lineage: Eukaryota; Metazoa; Chordata; Aves; Apodiformes; Trochilidae. The record is from RefSeq and is a predicted model, not a curated record. Gene Ontology annotation, molecular function: phosphatidylinositol phosphate binding. The transcript is spliced from 7 exons.
GAUGGCGGCGGCGCCGGUCGCCGGGACCCCGCGGCCCUGAGGGGGAGGGAGCAGGUGACCCCGGCCGGGCCCGGCAUGGAGGUGUACAUCCCCUCCUUCCGCUAUGAGGAGAGCGAGCUGGAGCGGGGCUACACGGUCUUUAAAAUAGAGGUAUUAAUGAAUGGAAGGAAACAUAUUGUGGAGAAGAGGUAUAGUGAAUUCCAUGCACUUCAUAAGAAGCUCAAGAAGUUUAUAAGAACUCCAGAGAUCCCUUCAAAGCAUGUGAGGAACUGGGUCCCCAAGGUUCUGGAGCAGCGACGGCAAGGCUUAGAGUUGUACUUGCAGACAGUCAUAUUAGAAAAUGAAGAGCUCCCUAAAAUAUUUCUUGAUUUCCUGAACGUCCGCCAUGUACCUACCUUGCCAAAAGCAGAAAGCUGUGGCUCUUUUGAUGAAACAGAAUCUGAAGAAUCAAGCAAACUGUCCCACCAGCCUGUGCUGCUGUUCCUAAGGGAUCCAUAUGUCUUGCCUAAAGCCAACGAUGACUUUCCAAAUGUGGUUAUAGAAGGCAUUCUACAUGGAAUAUUUUAUCCUCAUUUACUGCCCAGGUAGAAGUGACAUGGAUAGAAGGAGCUUAAUCAAGUCUACAAGUCAUCUUUAAUGGAAUUAACAGGAAUAAAGUUUUGUGAUGUGAAAAUUACGCUCAGAAACAAGAGGCACAACCUCAAUUUAAGGUCAAGAAUUUUACCAUCUUUAGUAAAAUCGAUGUCACUACAAUAGCUGCUUUAAAAGAAAAAAAAAAGGGAUAUGGAUACAACAGUAUUGAAGUUAUUUAUAUACCUUCUAUAUAUUGACAUGCUCUAACUAUUUAACACUAAAAGCUCGAAGUCAUACACUGAAUUACACUAACACUUGAAAAGAAUUGAAAGCUUUACUAAUUAUUGAUGUAAUUUCUAUCAUAAAUCACACUAAAGGUUUUUGCACCAGUCUUUUUUUCCACCAUAUCAUCCAUUGCUGGCAGUGGAUGGAUUAAAAGUGAGGAGAGUGUGUGAGAAAUUAAAAAUAAUAAUAAAACAAGAAGAAAUAGAAAGCAAUUUGAAAUAUUUUGUUAAUUUUUCUUAAGUUAUUUUGAAUCUGCUUCUAAAUAACAGAUUGGAAAAGGAUCAGUGCAGGUGUAUGGAGAGUUUAUUGGAAAGCAUGCUUCCACAUCCUGAAAUUGAUAGCUCUCUCUCUCAGGAAAUUUUCUACAUUUCAGUUGAAAGUAUUUUAUCUACCAGGAGAUUUUACAUGGCGUUUACACAUCUCCGUUUAGUUAUGACAUCUAAUCUGAUUGUAUAUUUACUCUUUAUGUCAACUUGCAGAUUCUAUUCCACAUCUUAACAUCUUUUAACUCACAGAGCAUACAACUCUGUGGUAAGCUGAAGCAAGAAUACGAUUAAGUAGUAAAAUAAUAAAGCUAAACCCAAUAUAUAUAUACAUAUAUAUAUAUAUACACACUUAUGUAUAUAUAUUUGUUCAGAUUUAACUGGAAAUUUGUAUGUGUGCUACUGG